AGUUGGUCGAGGUCGAACUCUGUCGAACUCUGAAUUCCGCGUCGGUAACUGUCGGUAACACAGCCCACGUUUGCUCAUCGGUAUAUAAGGUUAAGUUAACCUAGUUCACAGAUGUUUUUGAACAAUUCACCACGUGUGUAAAACAAUGUAUUAGAGAAAUUGUCAAUUUUUUUCGAAUAUUUACAUUUAUUGUAUAAAAAUGUCGGUACCUGAUAAAGUUUUGAUGCGAAAAAUUAAGAAGAGGGAAAAGAAGAAGCUGCAAGUAUUACAAGAACGAGAACAACAAAUACAGAAUGGCGAAGCUGCACUUGAUUCAGAAAAUAAUAUCGAGGAAAAUAGAAUGGAAACUUCAAACGGAUUAAAAAGGCAUAUUACCGAAGAUGGAAAUGGAGUAGUAAAAAAAAAGAAAAAGAAAGUAAAGAAUGAAAAGAGGUUAGAAAUGGAAGAGGAUGAUGUUAAUACUGGAGUUGAAUCAAGUAAUGCUUAUACGAGUGAGAAUGAUGAACCGAAAGAAGAUAACAGUGAUAAAACCACCACAGAUUUACCUGGCUCUACGAUAGGUUUAGAAGUAACAAAAGAUACGAGUUUCGAAACGCUAAAAGAAUCAGUAUGCGAAAAUACUCUAAAAGCGAUCGAAGAUAUGGGUUUUAAGAACAUGACAGAAAUCCAAGCGAAGUCUAUUCCACCGCUGUUAGAAGGCCGAGAUUUGGUUGGCGCUGCCAAAACUGGAUCUGGAAAAACUUUGGCGUUUUUAAUUCCAGCAGUGGAAUUAAUUUAUAAAUUGAAGUUUAUGCCUCGUAACGGCACUGGCUGUAUUAUUAUAUCUCCAACCCGAGAAUUAUCUAUGCAAACGUUUGGAGUUUUAAAAGAAUUGAUGAAAUAUCAUCACCAUACAUACGGUUUACUAAUGGGUGGUGCUAGUAGACAGACAGAAGCUCAGAAACUUUCAAAAGGAAUUAAUAUCGUGGUAGCUACACCCGGUAGAUUAUUGGAUCAUCUCCAAAAUACAGCAGACUUUUUGUAUAAAAAUCUUCAGUGUCUCAUUAUUGACGAGGCUGAUCGUAUAUUAGAUAUUGGUUUCGAAGAAGAACUUAAGCAAAUUAUUAAUAUUUUACCAAAAAAAAGACAAACGAUGUUAUUCAGUGCAACUCAAACUAAGAGAACCGAGAUGCUGACAACUUUAGCUUUGAAGAAGGAACCAAUUUACGUCGGAGUUGAUGACCAUCAUGAAAAAGCGACGGUAGAAGGGUUAGAACAAGGUUACGUAGUUUGUCCUAGCGAGAAAAGAUUCCUACUUCUGUUUACGUUUUUGAAGAAGAAUAGGAAGAAAAAAGUGAUGGUUUUCUUCAGUUCUUGUAUGUCAGUAAAAUACCAUCACGAACUUUUAAAUUACAUCGAUUUACCAGUAUUAAGUAUACAUGGAAAGCAAAAACAAACUAAAAGAACAACAACAUUCUUCCAAUUUUGCAAUGCCACUUCCGGCAUACUUCUCUGUACUGAUGUAGCUGCACGUGGACUUGAUAUACCAGCCGUUGACUGGAUUGUACAAUAUGAUCCACCGGAUGAUCCAAAGGAAUAUAUUCAUCGUGUCGGUAGAACAGCGCGUGGAGAAGGUAGCAGUGGCCACGCGCUAUUAAUUUUAAGACCAGAAGAACUUGGAUUUCUUCGUUACCUUAAACAAGCUAGAGUACCAGUUAACGAAUUUGACUUUUCGUGGAAUAAGAUUGCUGAUAUUCAGUUGCAGCUUGAAAAGUUAAUUUCGAAGAAUUACUUUUUAAACAUGUCGGCGAAGGAGGCAUUCAAAGCAUACGUAAGAGCGUAUGAUUCUCACCAUUUGAAACAAAUUUUCGAUAUCGAAACAUUAGAUCUAAUAAAGGUUGCGAAAUCUUUCGGAUUUUUGGUACCACCAGCUGUGGAUUUGAAAGUAGGCGUAAGUAAAAAUUCAAGACCACGAAAAAAAUUAGGUGGAGGAGGUUAUGGAUAUCUGAAGAGCGGGAACAAUCCAAAUUCAGAGAGAUAGGAACACAGACUAGUCUGUUGCCCGACUCGACUGUACGACCUCGCCCUUGCGGACACACGGGACACCCACUAUCUACUCCCAAGCGAGGACCAUGUCCCAAGAACCGUCGUCAAUGGAAACAAACAUACAUAUGUGCGUUGUAAAGCGAUUGCUUGUUCGGUUACGUGAGAGCGAUCGCGGGAGAACAGCUUCACCCCCGGGAGCUGCCACGUCCACAUGAAGCAACAGGGGUGGCGCACCCCCACUGUGUAUAUGCAUAUUCGCUGCUACACGCGUUUCAAACGUGUUUCAUCUAAACGGAUUAUAGGUAUUAAAAGUUAACUAAAAUAACUUGAUAUCGUUUAUCAAAAUUACACUAAUUAAAAAAUGAGGUUAUCUUUAAAAAAUCCCAUUACAUUUAUUCGUUGAACGCAAAUAAUAAAAGACAUCUGAGUACUUCCAUGAAAGUCAAUUUAACGAAUGUAUUUAAUAGAUACAAGGUUGCAAUUACGUGCACUUCAUAAAAGUUCGAUCGCAGGAUAUUUUUUGCAACAUAUCGAUCGAUGCCUAGUUCCAAUCUGAUGCGAAAUUCUACAUGAUUGCGAAAUGAAAGUAGGCAGGACCAUUAAUUAUGCAUUCUAAAGUAUACUGCUUCGAGAUUAUAAUGCAAUCGAACACAUUGAUACAUUGUAACGGGAUAAUUGGAAGGGCAUUGAAUUAAAAAACGAAUAAAAUAUUCAAAUUAUAAAAUUUAUUCAAAAUUAAAGUUUCCUAGUAACAAAAUAUUUUCUGAUAAGUUGUUUUAUCAUAUAUUAUUAAUGUCGUAUAUACGUUGGUUGUAAUGUAACUAAAUCCCUGUUGCAUAUUUAAACGAUAGAAAUAGAAAUUUACGAAAUAUAAUUUGAAGAACAUCCGUGUGUAACGUUUGUUAAAUUUUAAUACAUCGUAUACAUGGUAUUUAAUUUCUUUGUUUACAAAAUCUACCUUUAGCCGACUUUAAAAUAUCGAGUUAACGUUGAGAUCUAAAUUUAGUUUCCGGUUUAUUUAAAGCAUCGCAUACAUUUCCGUUGACGGUUAGUUAUUAAAUUUAUUAAAUUUCAGAAAAUUAUAUACGAAUCAUAGUAUGCGCCAAUACAUAGAAGCUAAAGUUAAAAAAUGAAAUAAAAUGAAACAAAGGAUAAAGAAUUGUCGUUGUUACAAAUACGUGUUUUUUCUUUUUUGCGACGAACUUGUAAUUAAUCGGAUAAAAGUGAAUAAGCAUAUUGUUUGUGACUAGGGCAGCGUUCUCGAAUAUCAUGGAUUCUUGAACAAUAGUAAAAUAUUGAAGAAAAUUCGAUAUUUCCUGUUAAUAAAAAGAGUUGCACGAAACGAUUGAUCGAUUCAUAGAUCGAGUAAAUCUCAGGGCACCAUGGUAAACGAUCGCGUCCCUGAAUUAUUCAACUUGUAUACGCGGCGAUGGUAUGGCGCGUACCUCAAUACUCGCGCGUACGGAGAGGCCGUAUAUGGUAGUGGGCGG
Messenger RNA from Osmia bicornis bicornis, 3515 nucleotides. It is a transcript of the gene pit, whose product is annotated as probable ATP-dependent RNA helicase pitchoune. Bases 200 to 2020 code for a protein of 606 amino acids. The transcript is spliced from 11 exons. NCBI's taxonomy places the organism in Eukaryota, Metazoa, Arthropoda, Insecta, Hymenoptera, Megachilidae. Gene Ontology annotation, biological process: maturation of LSU-rRNA from tricistronic rRNA transcript (SSU-rRNA, 5.8S rRNA, LSU-rRNA). Gene Ontology annotation, molecular function: RNA helicase activity; nucleic acid binding; ATP binding. The record is from RefSeq and is a predicted model, not a curated record. Gene Ontology annotation, cellular component: nucleolus.